This is a messenger RNA of Menidia menidia (Atlantic silverside), 1653 nucleotides long. NCBI's taxonomy places the organism in Eukaryota, Metazoa, Chordata, Actinopteri, Atheriniformes, Atherinopsidae. The record is from the annotation of a GenBank genome assembly.
AUGUAUUGCGCAUACCCUGUCCCUGGAAUGGGCAGUAACUCUUUAAUGUAUUACUACAACGGGAAAUCGGUGUACGCACCGUCACCAAACUCAGAGGACUUCAACAGAGAUUCGCCUUCCUACUCCCCCCCUAAACCCUCCAGCAGUAUGUUUGCAAGCACUUUCUUUGAUGGUACCCAAAGUUCGUCCGACCCCUGGAAUUCGUCCAGUGGGAUCAGUCAGCCGGGGUAUGGUGGAAUGCUCGCAGGAUCUUCAUCUCACAUGCCACAGUCAGGGAGCUACAGCAGCCUGCACUCACACGACCGUUUGAACUAUCCUGCACACUCGGUCUCUCCUGACAUCAAUGCCAGUCUUCCCCCCAUGUCCAGCUUCCACCGGAGCAACACCAGCACUUCACCAUUUGUCACCGCAGCACACACCCCGUCCGUCAACUCAACUGAUGGGGUUAUGGCGGCUGCAAAUCGGGGAACGACUGCCGGAGGCUCGCAGACCGGAGAUGCACUGGGCAAGGCUUUAGCUUCAAUUUACUCACCUGACCACACUAGCAGUAGUUUUCCAUCCAAUCCUUCGACACCCGGGGGCUCUCCUUCACCUCUGACGGCCACAGCAGGCGCUGCCUCUGCCGGCACCGUGGUGACUGCUGCUGGCGCCCCAUCCGGAAGGCCAGGUACCAACCAGUGGCCCCGUACAAGUGGACAGGCCCCCUCUUCUCCAAAUUAUGAGAACUCCCUUCACUCACUGAAAAACAGAGUUCAUCAGCAGUUACAUGAGCAUCUCCAGGAUGCCAUGUCUUUCUUAAAGGAUGUCUGCGAGUCUCGUAUGGAGGAUCGUUUGGACAGGCUGGAUGAUGCAAUCCUUGUUCUGAGGAACCAUGCAGUGGGCUCCACCACCAGUCUGCCCAGUGACAUACACAGUCUGCUGGGACAGGCACAAAAUGGGCCAAUAACAGCCAUUGGACCAAACUUCCCUGCCUCUGCACUGGUCCCGGGUCGGACCGCAGCAAUGCAGGGUGGUGAUGACGCUGCCAGCCUGAACAACAGCCACGGAGGCCUGCCCAGCGCCGGCUCUACGUCCAGCUCAGAACUCAGCCACCAAGUGGAGGCAUUCAGAGCAGGUCUCACCUCAGGGCUGCCUGGACAGGUGCCUUCCACCCUGGAGCUAAAGGUUGAGAAACAGGAAAAGGAUGACAUGCACGACAGUCUCUCCACUGAUGCCAAGUCCGACGAUGAAAGCGACAGAAGAGAUAUGAAGACACCCAGAACAGGCGCACGCACAAGCAGUAUCACUGAAGAUGAGGACCUGAAUCCAGAACAGAAAGCCGAACGCGAGCGCGAGAGGAGGAUGGCCAACAACGCCCGAGAGCGCCUGAGAGUGCGAGACAUCAACGAGGCCUUCAAGGAGCUGGGCCGUAUGUGCCAGCUGCACCUGAAAAGCGAGAAGCCCCAGACAAAACUGCUCAUCCUCCAUCAGGCUGUGGCCGUCAUUCUCAGCUUGGAGCAGCAAGUCAGAGAGCGGAAUUUGAACCCCAAAGCAGCCUGCCUUAAGAGACGGGAAGAGGAGAAAGUGUCUGGGGGCUCCAGUGACACCCAACAAGCUCACACAGGAGUCCAUCCAGGCCUAACUGACACGUCCAACCCCAUGGGCCACCUCUAA